Molecule: messenger RNA, 1782 nt
Organism: Aspergillus mulundensis
Lineage: Eukaryota; Fungi; Ascomycota; Eurotiomycetes; Eurotiales; Aspergillaceae
Exons: 6
Coding region: 1-1782 (593 amino acids)
Source: RefSeq, a predicted model, not a curated record
AUGACCUCGACUACUCCCAAAACAGCUGCGGAGACUUUCUGGGGCGUUGAUAGGCCUGGUUCCGGCCAAGGCCCAGCCCUGAACGCCCCGGUGGGCGCGUAUAGUGCCCGGGCACCAACCAAGCGCCAUGCCAAGUCAACUGGCGGUGCCCGGGAGAUGAGGAGGGGAUACUUAACAGACGCAAUGUCCCUCUCUUCCAUCACAUCGUUCUACAUUUCUGACACCGUCGCAGCCUCCUGUCUGCGAUAUGCCAAGACGAGCACAGCAACGAUGAUUCACAACAAGAUUACCCUGGCCGCCCUCCUCGUCGGGACCUUGCUAACAGGCACCCGCGCCCGGGAAUGUCUCACGAACGAGACCGUCCCCCUCUACGGCUUUUCGCACUCGCUCACCCUAACGGCCCCCGACCAACUGACCCCACUAGGCGACUGCGAGACCAUCGUCGGCGACAUCAGAAUCCACCCAGAUUUUGCCGGCUCGCUGGUCCUCAACACCGUGACCAACUUCACAGGCAGAAUCCUGGGUAAUCUCGAUGCAGACAAUCAUGGGCUGGAAGCAAUCGAGAUGCGCAACCUGCUGUCCAUAACGGAUAUCAGGCUCUACAGAAUCUGGGGAGUGCGAAGCAUCCAGAUGCCGCGGCUGGAAAGCGUUGCAUGGCAGUUGGACUUGAUCCAGGGAGCUGAAAAUGCCGUGAUGGACUUUGGCGCGUUGAAGACGGUGAAUAUGAUUGAUAUCGCGGGGACUUGGACGAAUGUCUCCUUCCCAGCGCUCGAAACCGUCGGAUCUACCCUCCAUAUCUAUACCGAUCCGUCUAGAGAGAUUGUGAACGACCGGCUUGACGCGGUGGAUAUAGACCUUCCCGUUCUCGAGAGCGUGCGAGAUCUCAGGGUUAUAGGCCAUAUUCAAAGCCUGUCAACUCCUAAGCUCGAGGCCCUAGGGGAACCAGAGGAAGUAGCAUACCCCAAAGAAGUAAAUACCGGAGGACUGCAGGUUGUAGCAAACCAUACCGAUAUGUCCGGGGUACUUCUGCCGUCGCUUCGAGAACUGCAUGGGCGGUUUGCGCUGGACGGUCAUAUGUCAAUCAUUGACUUGUAUGGACUAGAGCAGACCGAUGCCACAAUUACCGUGAAUGCCGCGUCACCGGUGGAGAUCUACUCUGCGCUCGAGGAGGCCGGAGAGAUCGACAUCAGAGGUGAUCUUGCAGUAAUCAACUUCACAAACCUCACCCGCGCCUCCAAACUCGAUAUCAUCCCCGACUCUGACUCCAAGCUCCACUGCCCCGCGAGCCUCAUCCACGCCUACAGAAACAUCAACUACCCCGACGAGCCGUUAUUCUGCAACGCCGAGAGUCUCGCGCUCGCGGGUAAGACGUCAUAUACCUACAACGAGACAUCUGCAACAUCAUCAACCCCAACGCCAUCCUAUACCCCCACGCCAACCCCAUAUUUCUCCCCAACGCCCACUCCCAGCUCAGGUGCAGGCGGAGGGAAGCUGGGUGCCGGCGGCGAAGCAGGAAUCGCAGUGGCAGCCGUUGCAGCCGGAGCCGUUCUAAUUGGCAGUUUUGCAGUGCGGCGGUAUAACAAGAAGCGGGAUACGGGGGAUGAUGCCACUGCUGAGAUUGGUACAGGGGAAUCGGGACCUCGUGCGGCGCCGAAGGUCCAUCGGGGUCAUGCCGCUCAUGGACCUGUAUCUGCGGCUGCACCUCCGGUUGCGACUGGGGAAAGAGCUGAAGUCUUGCCGCGGCACUCGGCGGAUGUGGCGCCCCCUCCGUACUCGAGGUGA